AAGCACGUAAGUAGACACUGUCCACUGACAGUAAGGUAGAUAUGAUCAUGGUUCAUUCAAAACAGGUGAACAUUAAAAAACGAACUUCACUUUAGCCGUUUGUUUUAUGUACAGUCAGCAUUCACAACGUUGUCCCUCGCGUCUGAAUCCGACUUCACUGUUGUAGCCUACCGUGCUGAAAAGUUCCUAAUUCUUACUCACCUGACUGUUGAAUCAGACCAAGGACCGCUAACCUCAAGGACCGCUAACCUCAAGGACUGCUAACACCGGGUACGAAUAUGGCACCAUGGAUUAUUCAAAUUGCCUUGGUGGCAAUGAGUAUCUUAACCGAAACUACUGAAGGGAAAAAAGACAAGGUGCUGUAUUGUUCAGCAUGCAGGGCUAUUGUUGAUGAGCUCAAUUAUUCAAUCAGUCAGAUUGAUCCAAAGAAGACUAUCCAUGUGGGAGGCUUCAGACUCAAGCCUGAUGGGAGCCUGACUGAUAAAAAGGUCCCUCUUGCUAGGUCUGAGUCCAACUUGAGUGAGCUUCUGGAUGGAGUUUGUGGUAGCAUGAGUGACUAUGCUCUUCAUAUGGACCCAGACACCAAGAUAAAGCAAUACAAAAGAUUUGCUCCAAGAAGUUCUGAUGCUGGGGAUUUUCCUGAUUUUAACAAUUUCAAGUUUGAUGGCCCAGAGGGAUCCAAUGCCCUAAAAUUUGUGUGUGAAAGCAUUGUGGAGGAGUUUGAAGAUUAUAUCAUCUCUCUCUUUGCCAAAGAGACCGACCAUGUGGUCGACAAGUUAUGCAAUGAAGUAUCAGAUCACUGUAAAGGCACCAAAUUCCAGAGUGAUGAACUAUAGUUUUACAUGCAUCUCUGCUGCCGAUGACCGGACCAGUUUAGAUAUAUAUUUCAAAUGAAGAAAAUCAUUCUUGAAGGAUAUUGUAUCAAUCAACUUGAAUACAUAUAAAUAAAGUUUUCUAUUUUGAAUUGA
Molecule: messenger RNA, 968 nt
Organism: Salmo salar (Atlantic salmon)
Lineage: Eukaryota; Metazoa; Chordata; Actinopteri; Salmoniformes; Salmonidae
Gene: cnpy1
Product: canopy FGF signaling regulator 1
Cellular component (GO): endoplasmic reticulum
Source: RefSeq, a predicted model, not a curated record